GGCGGGACUUCCGGCUGUCGCCUCGGCUCGGCCAAAUUAGCUAGCGGAUCUGGGUUUUGCUCACCUGGAAGAAGGUUCGGGAGUUAUCAUCCAUACGGACUUGACACGAGCGAGAAGGGGCGAGAGGAGACGCGGGCCCUGCGGCACGGUUGCGGGUCCGGGGUUGCGUGACGCUGCCCGGGCUGCCCCGCGCCGAGCCCGGGGGUCCGCUCCGCUCCCCCAGUCCGAUGGCGCCGGCCGCGCGCAGGGCCCCGGCUCAGGUAAGCGCUCGUCCCCCGGGCCCUCCCCGCCCGCUCCCCGCCGAGACCCUGAGGGCCGAGCGCGGGGCGCCUGCUCGCGUCCCUGCGGCCCAGGCCCCGGCGUCCGGGCUCCCGUCGAGGGGCACGUCCCAAGGGGCGACACUGAGCGCCGAGGCACAGAGCUUGAACUGCCAGCCCGCCGGCCCGUAGUCUCCAGGGCCGGGCGAGGAUCCAGGGAGCUCUGGGUCCGUGGAGCCCGCCGCGGCUUGUUGGUCCAGGGCUGGGCUGGCCUCUCCCCACUUCCCGCCGCCGCGGAAGCGCUGACGGAACCAACACGAGCCAGUGGGAGGUGGCGCAGCCCCGCCCUGGCCCUGCCCCGCCCCCCCGCUCGCCUCUGCCUUGUUGUGUCCCGGGACUCUUCAUGCCGUCCCCCAAGUCUUGGGUCUGGAGACCCUGGAGAAACCCCAAGCCCGUGCCAAGCGUUUCUGGCAACCGGUGUGUGCACGGUCAUUCCGGACACUCGGAGCGGGGCGCGCACGGGCCGCAGCUGACACGCAGCUGGAACUGUUCUUGCGGGUGGGAGCGAAGAGCAGAGGGACAGCGGCCAGGGCCGGAACGACGGCCUGAGAAGGGUAGGGUGACCUUUGAAGACGUGGCCGUGUACUUCUCCUGGGAGGAAUGGGGUCUCCUUGAUGAGGCUCAGAGAUGUCUGUACCAGGAUGUGAUGCUGGAGAACUUGGCACUUAUAACCUCCUUGGGUUGUAGGCAUGGUGCGGAGGAUGAGGAGGCACCCGAGCAGAAGGUUUCUGUACAAGGCGUGCCCCAGGUCAGGACUUUCAAGGCAGUCGUGUCUCCCCAGAAGGCCCAUCCUUGUGAGGUGUGUGGCCACGACUUGAGAGACCUUUUGCUCUCCACCGAGCACCAGGCAACACUUUGUGGACAGAACCUCUACAAGACUGGGGCAUGUGAGAAACAGUUGUGUUUUGAUGCAAACCUUCAGCACCAGAAGGAGCACAUUGGAGAGAAAUGCUUCAGAAGCAACACGGGCAGAGCUGCUUUUGUGAAGGACUACAAAUUGUGUGUGUCAGGGAAACCCUUUUCCUGCGGGGAGGUUGUCAGGGACAUCUUGGCCACCUCGAGAUUCUUCCAGCAGCAGGCCACACACAGCAGGGAGAAGUCAUACAGGACGACGGAGUAUGGGGCAUCCUCUCGUGGAAGGAAAGCGCAACACAACUGGGGAGAAGGCACAGAGGACUUGACUUGCAAACACAUGCUUGUUCACCACCAGAGAGACCUCGCUAGAGAGAGAUGCUUCAUGUGCAGUGAAUGUGGGAAAUCUUUUAGCAAAAGCUACAGCCUCAGUGACCACUGGAGAGUGCACACUGGGGAAAAGCCUUAUGAGUGUGGGGAAUGUGGGAAGUCCUUCAGGCAGAGCUCUAGCCUCAUUCAGCACCGGAGAGUUCACACUGGAGCAAGGCCUCACGAGUGUGACGAAUGUGGCAAACUAUUUAGUAACAAGUCUAACCUCAUUAAACAUCAGAGAAUUCACACUGGAGAACGGCCGUAUGAGUGCAGUGAAUGUGGGAAAUCCUUCAGCGAAAGCUCUGCGCUCCUCCAACACCGCAGUGUUCACACUGGAGAAAGGCCUUAUGAGUGCAGUGAAUGUGGGAAAUUCUUUACCUACCACUCCAGUCUCAUAAAACACCAGAGAGUUCACUCGGGAUCAAGGCCCUAUGAGUGCAGUGAAUGUGGAAAAUCCUUUACUCAAAACUCCAGCCUCAUUGAACACCGUAGAGUUCAUAGUGGAGAAAGGCCUUAUAAGUGCAGCGAAUGUGAGAAAUCUUUUAGCCAAAGCUCCGCGCUGCUUCAACAUCGGAGAGUUCACACUGGAGAAAGGCCUUAUGAGUGCAGCGAAUGUGGGAAAUUCUUUACUUACAGUUCCAGUCUCCUCAAACACCAGAGAGUACAUACUGGGUCAAGGCCUUAUGAGUGCAGUGAAUGUGGGAAAUCCUUUACUCAAAACUCCAGUCUCAUUAAACACAGGAGAAUUCACACUGGAGAAAGACCUUACGAGUGCAGCGAAUGUGGGAAAUCCUUUAGCCACAGUUCUAGCCUCAUUAAGCACCGAAAAGUGCACUCUGGAGAAAGGCUUUAGGAGGACAGUGACUUUGGGAAACGCUCACCUGUCUUCCAUUUCAAUGACCAUUCACAUAUUCACACUGAAACAAAAAAACUUUAUGAGUAUUUGAACGUGGGAUGUUCUUUACCUAUGAGUCCAAGCUCCUAAAACACCACAGUGUCUCCGUAGAUGAAGGCCUGUGAAUGUGAAGAAUGUGGGAAAUGGCUAACCAAAGGCUAGCCCCAUUGCUCUCCAGAGAACUCAUGGUAGUGAAAGGCCUUACAGAUGCAGUGAAUAUGAGAAAGCCUUCAUCUGAAGGACUUUACCUCAUAGGACUUCACAAAUUUCAAAUGGGAGAACUACCUUAAAUGUGCAGGUAUUUAAUUGAUGAAUGUAACCACACAGGAGGAGAUCCCUUAGGAAGGUGCCAUCUGCCUGUGUUGAAGCUCAUACAUUCAAACAUCUGCAUAAAUCCCAGAUAUGUGGCUGCUGCCUUGCAGUCUUUGAACCUGCCCAGGGGCCAUGCCUCAGUGUCAGGGCAAUUGCUGGAUCACUAAUGAAUACCCUGAGCGCUUACUCCUUCCCCGUUUUUCCUCUCCGAGGAGAGGGCAUGCAUGUCACCCAGUUUUGUCCUGCAGGACUGCUGGUGAUUUGAAAAGGUGGACGACAGGGGCGCCUGGGUGGCUCAGUCGUUAAGCGUCUGCCUUCGGCUCAGAUCGUGGUCCUAGGGUCCUGGGAUCGAGCCCCAUGUCGGGCUCCCUGCUCAGCGGGAAGCCGGCUUCUCCCUCUCCCACUUCCCCUGCUUGUGUUCCCUCUCUCGCUGUCUCUCUCUCUCUCUACCAAAAAAUGAAUAAAAUCUUAAAAAAAAAAAAAGGUGGACAUUUUUCAGGGAUGUUAUUAUCCUCGUGAGACUCUGUGAUGGCAUUUCCCAGCCUCCAAAUCACCAACCCGGGAACAGUCUGCCUCCUGUUGCUCUUGCUGUAUGACAAUAAAGAUCUUAUUUUUUAAGC
Molecule: messenger RNA, 3368 nt
Organism: Mirounga angustirostris (Northern elephant seal)
Lineage: Eukaryota; Metazoa; Chordata; Mammalia; Carnivora; Phocidae
Product: zinc finger protein 154-like
Exons: 3
Coding region: 661-2394 (577 amino acids)
Biological process (GO): regulation of transcription by RNA polymerase II
Cellular component (GO): nucleus
Molecular function (GO): DNA-binding transcription factor activity, RNA polymerase II-specific; RNA polymerase II cis-regulatory region sequence-specific DNA binding
Source: RefSeq, a predicted model, not a curated record